GGCCAUCCUCAAAUCAAAAUCCAUCUUCAUCUCUAAAGUAAAGGAAGAGGUCGACGGCGAGAUCAACAGGCGAGAUGGUUCUUAAGGUUUUCGGCAACCCUAUUUCGACCUGCACCGUACGCGUGCUUGCUUGCAUAGAAGAGAUCGGUUUGGAAUACGAGCUCGUCCCCGUCGAUUUGACCACCGGCGAGCACAAGCGGCCACCGCAUAUCCACAGAAAUCCCUUUGGUCAGAUCCCGGCACUCCAGGACGGCGAUCUUAUUCUGUUUGAAUCUCGGGUUAUAAAUCGGUACUUGGUGCGAAAAUAUGGCAAGGGAACUGAUCUCUUGAGAGAAGAAAGCCUUGUCGACUCUGUAUCGGUGGAUCAGUGGAUGGAGGUCGAAACACAGCACUUCAAUGGACCUAUCUCCACCCUUGUCUUCCAGCAUGUUUUCCUUCCAAUUUUCUUUGGAGGAAGCACUGAUGAGAAGGUGGUGGCUGCGGAGGCAGAGAAGCUGGGUAAGGUACUUGAUGUUUAUGAGGCCAAGCUUUCAAAAACAAAGUUCCUUGCAGGUGAUUUUUAUAGCCUCGCUGACCUCCACCACCUCUCCUAUGUCCACUACCUGAUCACCAGCACCCCACACGGCUCCCUCUUCCACUCUCGUCCUCAUGUGAAGGCCUGGUGGGAUGCCAUCAGUUCCCGUCCAGCCAGCAAGAAGGUCUUAGCUGCUCUGUCAUUCAGCAGCUGAGUUGCUAGAGAGGAGCAGGUUGGUUAUAAUGUUGAGUGUCGAAUGAAUAAAAAUGCACUGUGUUAACUAUAGAUGCCGGUUCACUGUUGCUGCUAGCUAUGGCUGGCAUCUGCGUCCUUUAGUCUUUUGUUGGAACUUGUUAUUUUGGUCAUGUUCGCGUCUUUAUGAAUAGUUUUGUGCUACUUGUAAUGUUUUGGUUGAAAUAAAGUUGAGAGUUUAUUUUAUGUUAGUACAAAA
Messenger RNA from Dendrobium catenatum, 965 nucleotides. RefSeq names its product probable glutathione S-transferase GSTF1. The transcript has 3 exons. The coding region runs from base 75 to 728 and encodes 217 amino acids. NCBI's taxonomy places the organism in Eukaryota, Viridiplantae, Streptophyta, Magnoliopsida, Asparagales, Orchidaceae. Gene Ontology annotation, cellular component: cytoplasm. The record is from RefSeq and is a predicted model, not a curated record. Gene Ontology annotation, molecular function: glutathione binding; glutathione transferase activity.